Molecule: messenger RNA, 1210 nt
Organism: Saprolegnia parasitica CBS 223.65
Lineage: Eukaryota; Oomycota; Saprolegniomycetes; Saprolegniales; Saprolegniaceae
Exons: 1
Coding region: 17-1123 (368 amino acids)
Cellular component (GO): membrane
Molecular function (GO): symporter activity
Source: RefSeq, a predicted model, not a curated record
AAAAAGCGCGAUCAAUAUGACGUUCACGCUCCAGUGCCACAACUCGAACUACCUCGAGAUGCUUCCGAGUGGCCGCAUUGCGUGCAGCGCAGCCAACGCAUCGCAAUCCUCCACGCUCUUUGACGUGAUUGACGUCAAUGGACUGUACCGGUUCGAGACGCCGUUCCAAACGCUGACGCUCACCGACCAGCUCAUCUCGGUGCUGCAGUUGAUCGUGACCGACAACAUCUUUAACGCUGUCCAGAACGGGUCGCUCCUCAGCAUCAUCAUGUUUGCACUGCCGUUUGGCGUCGCGAUCGCCAAGUCGUUUGCAGGACCUAUCUCGGACAACCUUCUCGUCGUGCUCAUCAAGCAGACGCGGAAUGCGAUGCUGAUUCUGAUCAACACGGUCAUGCGCCUCACGCCGAUCGCAGUGGUCUUUUUAAUCGCAUCGGCUGUCAUUUCGUUUAGCUCCAACGCCAACAACGUCGCGGGUCAAGUGGGUUUCGCCGUCCUUGCGUUCGUGCUUGGCAGUAUCAGCCACGUCUUGCUCGUCAUGCCGAUCUUUCUCUUUCUGACGACGCGCAUCAACCCGUACAACUACCUCCGACAACUCACGUCCGCGUACGUCUUUGCCUUUGGCUGUGCGUCGUCGAUGGCUGCGCUGCCCAUUGCCGUCUCGUCGAUCCACCAGACCCGCCAAGUGUCGCGGCCGUUUGCACAACUCAUCAUGACGCUCGGGACACCCGUGAACCUCAACGCGUGUGGCAUGUACUAUCCGAUUCUCGUCACGUUCAUGGCCAAGAUGUCGGGGAACGGCGACAGCCUCGGCUUACCGCAGUGGAUUGUCAUGUUUUUCGUCAGCAUCUUGGCGUCCAUGGGCACGGCGCCCGUUCCCAACUCGGGCCUUGUCAUGCUCAUUACGGUCUGGAAGACGGUCUUUCCGAGCAAGGACCUGCCCGCGGCAUUUUCGUACGUCGUCGCAAUCGACUUUAUCAUGGACCGCAUCGCAACCAUGGUCAACCUCAACGGCAACAUGGUGGUCACGCGCAUUCUCUCCGAGCAGGUCGACGAAGCCAUGGAAGUCUGGGCCAACGAGCAGAUUGUCCGCUCCGACUUUCCGACCAAUGUCGUAGCGUUUUAAAAUCCGUCGACGCAACCCAACUUGUGGAUAUUACUACCCAACAAGAUUAACGUGUAUAUUGACACUAACGACCAUGUUGGUGUUGCG